This is a messenger RNA of Closterium sp. NIES-65, 1953 nucleotides long. The record is from the annotation of a GenBank genome assembly. Lineage: Eukaryota; Viridiplantae; Streptophyta; Zygnematophyceae; Desmidiales; Closteriaceae.
AUGGCUGCGGCGACGGGUGCUGCGAAGACAUUGUCGCAGCAGCGGCGUGGCGCGAAACGAAACCGCGCCGACAGCCAGCCUGGCGGGGCGAACCCGUCGGCACCUGCCUCGAAACGGGGCGGCAGGCGCUGCGGCGGUGCUGUUUCUGAGAAGUUUCCUGGGCGCGUGACGGAGCUCGGCGGCUGCGCCGCAGGGGCUCAGAUCGCGACAAUGGAUGCCGGCCGAGCAGAGUCAAUUAAAGUGGAGUCGCAGCGACUCGGACGCCCCAGAAUCGCGGGGAAGAAGUGGCAACCGCCGAGUGUUCUUGUAACGAGCGGUGCUGAUAAGUCUGUGGGUGACGUCGGUCGCGACGGAGGCGCGCUCACUCCGUCGGACACGUCAGCUUUGCAGCCACGUCGGAUCGGCGCGCUCGCAGGGUCCUGCCUGACCCUGACGGAUCGAAUGAACUCGCUGACGUCAUCACUGACGGACCUGACGGCCGCCGGAAGCAAUCCCGUCAGCCCCACGACCCCUACCACCGUGCCGUUGUUCGGGGGAGCUUCUGGCGGCGCCGCGAAUGGCGGCGGAGUUGGCGCCGUGCAUGGCGGCAGUUUCAAUGGGAAGGCUGCAGCGCAGGCGUCUCAGCUCCAGCAGCUGAUGGCUCUGGUGGUAACCAAUGCUACUUCUGGCGCGCCUGGUGCCGAUUCCCCAUCGUUUCCUGCUCUGGCUCGUGCUGACGGGAGGCAGGGACCUGGUGACGUGGCAGGAAGCCAGCUCAGCAUGCUGGUGGCUGUGCUGGCAUCAAGGCUUGUUUCCUCCCGCAUUCUGCACCGCCUAGCCAUGACGACAGCUGAAGCGGGAAUUGUUGAGUUCCUAGACGGCACAAGCGAGAAACAUGGCGGUAGUCACGGCGGUAAAGGAAAUAAGCGACAGCGGAAGCAGCUAUCCUCGUCGUCCUCGUUUUUAGACCGUUUCGAUAGUGGCAGUGACGAUGAGGAACCAGGUGGUAAAACUCGUAAACGCGGCGUUCACUCAGCCGCAAACGCCGACGCGUCUAACGAUGCAGAAGCAGGAUUGUUAUUAGACGGAGGUGACACUAACGAGGGGCGAGGUGUAGAGGAUCGAAGAUCACAAAAAAGAGCUUUAGAGGCGGGAGCGGCUGUUGCGCUAAGAGCGGGGACCGCGGGGGGAAAGGGGAAGGGAACGGGGGGGGCUGCGGGGGAAAAGAGAAAGGGCGCUUCCUCUACUACGCGCAAGAAGGGGGUUAAGGGACAGGGUUUAUCGGGAUCUCCUUCGGAAGGUUCUAGGGGAGAAGGGUUGGGAGAUGCAGAGGAGGGGUUUGCGGAUUACGUAGAGGAGGAGGAUGAGGAAAGAUCAGGAGAGAGUGAGGGAGAGGAGGAGAGUGAGGGAGAGGAGGAGAGUGAGGGAGAGGAGGGAAGUGAAGAGGAUGAGUUGAGCGGAAGUGAGAGUGGGGAAGGGGAGGAGGAAGGAGAGGAGGAAGGAGAGGAAGGAGAGGAGGAGGAGGGGGAUGGGGACGGCGCAGGAGCAGCAGGGUCGGGAGCAGCCCCUUCAUCAUCUUUCGCAACAGCCUUCGCGAGCAUCAUGGCGAAGAAGGUCCCUGUUACCGGCAAGGUGCGCGAGAGCAACGGGGUUCCGGGUGCUGGAGGAGGGGAAGGCAGCGGCAGCAGGGCAAGCGCGCAAGAAGCUGCUGGAGGAGGGGAAGGCAGAAGCGGGAGUGGCGGUGCCGUCUGUACUUUCUCUGCUCAUUCCCCCUCCUUCCGCCCCCUCGUCUCCCCCCUUUCCCUUCCCUCCCACCAGGCGCCCAUCCUAGCAGCGCGCAAGAAGCUGCUGGAGGAGGGGAAGGCGGCGGCAGGAGAGCGAGCUUCAUUCACUCCAGUCCUUUUUUCCGCCUUCCUCCACCCUUCCCCUUCCGCCUCCUUCCCCCCUGAACCCUCCCCCAGGCGCCCAUCCUAG